UUUAAAAAAAAGUUGACGUGAAGUUUUCAUUACAACUUGACAUGGCCCUCGACCGCAGGCACAGCAUGGCUUUCAAGGAUCAAUUGUGGAUUGUGUGCAUUGUUUUCAUUUCAUGUGUCGAUUUAAUAACCUGCCAAAGGGAUUCUUCAAAAGCGGAAGGCUCACAACCCGAGCUCUUCAUCUUCAGCGAGGUGUGCGCCUUCAAGAAGGACGAAGGACCCUGCAAGGCAAGAAAGGACCGGUUUUACUUCGACAUCGACAUAGGGCGCUGUGAGUCAUUCGAUUACGGGGGCUGCAAAGGCAACGCAAACAACUUUGAGAGCCUGGAGGCGUGCGAGGAAACAUGCUACGUGUCAGCUGACAAGAGCCCGUGUCACCUGGAGGAGGCCCCUGGUCCCUGCCGAGGACUCGUGACACGCUUCUUAUUUGACAGCCAGAGCCAGGAGUGCCGGCAGUUCUUCUACGGAGGAUGUUUCGGCAACGCCAACAACUUCAGGAGCUUGAAAGAGUGUCAGGCAAGAUGCCAGGACCCUGGAAACACCAGUGAUGCCACCAAAGUUCAUGACCCCACCAGCAAGCCUGGUGUGCAGCCGCUCAGAGUGACCGGUGAAUCUUCUCUAAGUGAAGCACAAACCUUGCCAAGCAGUCACCAAGUCCUCGACUUCAGCCCUCCGGACGUGUGCCUGCCUUAUGUAGACAGGGGCUCCUGUGACGGGCUGCAGAAGAGGUUUUUCUACAACCCCAAGACCAGUAGGUGUCACAUGUUCCGCUACAGCGGCUGUGGGGGCAACAAGAACAACUUUGUCCUGAAGAGGCACUGUGUGAGGACCUGCAUGAAUAUGAAGGGAGUGAAGGAGAGCACGAGGACCAUUCGCAUCAGGAAGAAAAACUCCAACCUCCUGUUCAGGUCCGUCUGAACUCAGGACUUCCUUUUAAAUCAUACACUACUUAAAGUCCACUUCUAUUUAUGUUGAAUAUCUCACUGUUGUACAGUAUCUGGUCAUGCAACAGUGUAAACUUGCUUAAAAGUAAUACACAUAUAAAUACUGUGUUGUUUAACACAGCAUGCUUAAUCAAAUAAGUUUCACUGUAUGAGAAUCAUUUUGUUUAAUACUAUUGCCAAAUAUAUGAUAUAAUCUUUGUUAGCAUUAGCAAUAGGCUGGACUGUAUGCUACUCUGUGUCAUACCUUUUCUUAUCAAGGUGAAGUUUUAGACAUGCAGAUUUACAGACGUUGUUGCAAGGUUACAUUUUGUCUUAUGAGGCUAAAUGAAUAGCCUACCAUGUAUUUAUAAUAGUGUAGUUGUCUCUUACAUUCAACUGUAUUUUAAUUUGUAUCAGUUGCUAUUAGUGGAAACUACCGACUCUCUCUCUUGCACCCACAUACACAAACAGAACACGGGAGGGCAGUAUUGUACUGGAGUCGUUCGCAUUGAGACGUUGUGAUUAGAUGGAUUAUACAGACAUAAAAAACAUUAAUUAGAAUAAAUGUAACUUUAAACAGGCUCAAAGUUUCUAUGAUAAGGAAUUUAAGUCAUUGGACUUUUCUGAAUCUAUGAAUUUUUUGGGUCUUUUAUUCCAUCUCAUGAAACAAGGACCGAACAUGUUGCCAUUAAAUUUGUAUUCGAUGUUUGGGAAAUGGGGAAUGUGGGUCGAGAAUUGUAAAAGGAUAGGAAAAACUACAUAGACAAUUGAAAAUCAUGUUCUAUGCUGGGGUUUGAUUAAUUGAAAAUGUAAGAAAUUGGAAAUGCAUUUUGCCGGCAAUUUUGUAGAGUAUGACGGACAUUUUGUAUGACACCAUACUCAUCCAUAUUCCAAAUGAUAAAGUAGCCUGUCAAUGGGUAUCUUUUGUACAUUUACAGUAGGCUACAGAUUCACGCUGCUAUAAUCUCUCUGUAUUCUUAAUUAAAAAAAUAAUAUGCAAAAA
Hypomesus transpacificus is the source of this 1925-nucleotide messenger RNA. RefSeq names its product tissue factor pathway inhibitor a (gene tfpia). Gene Ontology annotation, biological process: negative regulation of peptidase activity. The coding region runs from base 42 to 917 and encodes 291 amino acids. Gene Ontology annotation, molecular function: serine-type endopeptidase inhibitor activity. The record is from RefSeq and is a predicted model, not a curated record. The transcript is spliced from 7 exons. Gene Ontology annotation, cellular component: extracellular region. Lineage: Eukaryota; Metazoa; Chordata; Actinopteri; Osmeriformes; Osmeridae.